This is a messenger RNA of Chrysemys picta bellii (western painted turtle), 3289 nucleotides long. It is a transcript of the gene EFCAB11, whose product is annotated as EF-hand calcium binding domain 11. Lineage: Eukaryota; Metazoa; Chordata; Testudines; Emydidae. Gene Ontology annotation, biological process: spindle pole body duplication. The record is from RefSeq and is a predicted model, not a curated record. Gene Ontology annotation, cellular component: cytoplasm; microtubule organizing center; nucleus. Gene Ontology annotation, molecular function: sequence-specific DNA binding; calcium ion binding; microtubule binding.
GCCUGGGAAAGCCGGGGGCGGGACCAUCCCAACCUCCUCAGCCAAUGACGCCUUCCCCGCGCUCCGCACCAAUAGCAGGCGGCGUUGUGGUUGCCCCGCGGAAGUUAAGCGAGGCGGGCGGGUUACUAUAACGGAGAAGAGGGAUAAGAACAGCUGUGUCAUGUGCGCAGCCCCCAGCCGAGCGGGGAGCGGCAGGUCGAGCGGGGAGCGCUACGUGCGGGUUUUUGAAGCAUGUGAUGAAGAUAAAAAAGGAUAUUUAAGCAGAGAGGACUUUAAGGUCGCUGUAGUGAUGCUAUUUGGUUACAAACCCUCAAAGGUGGAGGUGGAUUCAGUAAUGGCCUCAGUGCAACAAAAAAAUUCAGGUAUAUUACUUGAAGAAUUUUUAAAACUUAUGAGUACAAAGAAGGCUGCACAACUACACCAUAGUGAAAUAAGGCAGAUAUUCACAGCUUUUGACAUGCAAUAUAGAGGAUUUUUGACUUUGGAAGAUUUCAAAAGAGCCUUCAAGUCCAUUGCUCCAAAAUUACCUGAAAGGAUCAUAGUUGAAGCUUUCAGGAAGAUGUGGUUCAAGAGGAAGGCAGAAAUAAACGUCAGAAGACCAUUACGAUUCAUUGAAAAACAAAACAGCGGCAGAAAAAGAAUAUGUGGAGAUUUGUACUGCCAUGGGUGAAGACACUAGCAGGUGCCAACAUCCCCUUGUCAAAGACUGACCACCCACUUGUGAGAGAAUUUCUUGACAGCAGGGUCCGGAAUGGUGGUACAAAUCUUGCUAGGACACAACUGACUGAGACGUACUUACCUGAAGUGUACCUCAAAGAAAAGGAAAACUAAAAACUGAAGCUUAAAGACAAAAAAUCGCUGUUAUCUUUGAAUGUUAUGAUGAUGAGGCAAGAUCAAUUCUGAAUGUACCAUUUGCACCAUUACAACCUGAUUUCAGUGGGCAUAUUAACUUUUUUUUUUUGUGUGUGUGUGUGGAUACAGUGUUUUUAGAUGCUGUUAAUCACUCAACUGUUUCACAGGCUGUAGUCAAAGCAGUAAAUGAGUACCAGAUUGAUUAUGAAAAUGUUGUAGUAAUUGAUACUGACAGUGCUAGUUACGUGAAAAAGACAUUUGAGCCUGAGUUUUCUAAACUAUUUCCAAAUUCUGUUUGGCACAUAUUGUUAAUUUAAUCGGUGAAUCAUUUAGAAAGCCUUUUUAGAUGGUUGAUACAUUUGUAAGGUGCUUCAAAAAUAUGUUCUAUAACUCUGGUAGUAGGAAAGAGAGGUACUUCCAUUUCAUGAACCAGAAAUUACAAGAGGAGUCUCCAGAUGUCAAAGCAUCCAUGCCUCCUAGCAGGGCCGUCCCUAGGUAUAUGCAGCAUACACAGCUGCGUAGGGCACCAGAAAAUUUGGGGCACCAUUCCCCUCGCUGGUCGUGGCUGGAAUCCUCUCUUCUCUGGCCCCUCCCCAAUGCUGGGCUGGUGGACUUCUCCCUGACCCUGUCCCCUCCUUCCUCAGUUGGCCGAGGGCCAGGACAGGAGGAGCGAAACUUCCACAUGAGUCAGGGGUGGGGGUGAGUGAAGGGGGGGACUUAAACACACACACACACACACACACACACACACACACACAGUCUCUCUCACACACAGACUGGCUCUUACACCCACAUACAGUGUGCCUCUCACGAGUCACAGUUCCCCAAUACAGAUUGUGUGUCACACACACACACACACACACACGCACUCUGUCACACAGUCCCAUAACACACAAUCUGUCUUUCUCUCACACACACACACACAGUGACAUGUACCGGCUCUCUCUCUCUGUCACACACAUAGACACACACACUCUGUCACGCGUACACACACACUCUGUUGUUGUUACUCCUUGGUACUUCCUGUCAAAAUGCUCGUGGUGAGCCAGGAGUGGCGAGGGGCUGCAGGAGGGCCAUGGGCUCUGGCAAGAUGCAGCCCCCAUGUGACCGUGCGAAGCCUGCCUUGAACCACUGAUGCAGCAUCUGCUGCAUAUGAAGCACAGUGUGCGUCAGCAAUGGAGGGGGUUCUGGGGGUCUGCGGGUGGGGGUGGUGGCUGUGCCACUUCGACACACUGGGGUCAGUGGACUGCCUUGAGUGGAGCUUAGGGGCACCAGUUUAAUAAUACUGCGUAGGGCCCCAUAAAUCCUAAGGAUGGCCCUGCCUCCUAGCCCAGGUGGAACACGCUGAAACAGCUGGUUCCAUGCUGUCCAGUAUCUAAGAACUUUCAGUUCUACAAAGAAUUCUUUAAUGAAGAGUGCAACAGCAGCUCCCCAGUUUCUGUGCAAACUAUUCAGAAAAUGAAGAAUGACCCAACUAAUUAUGCAUUGUUGAAAGAUCACUUUUCUAGCACAGAAAUGUGAACAAAUUCUCAGUUUAAAUCUGGCAUUUGAGAGCAGGAAGCCUUGCAAAAUUAAAGCAUUUGACUUUGUGGAAGAACUGCAGAUAUAUUGCAGUUCACAUCUAGAGCUCCCUUCAGAAAACACCUCAGAGUUCUUCAAAUUUAGGGGGGCAGAAAACGUAUCUCCUGUUAAAAGAUUUGCCUGUCUAGAUCUCUUUAAAGAGGCAUUCCAUGAAGCAUCUGAAAAUCUUGACAAAUAUUUGUCAUUUGAGCAACCAGGUCUCAAUUUUCUCAAAGCCUGUAGGUUAUUCAAUCCUCAUGUUUAUAUCCUGCCAGAACACUGCGAAUACUUUCAAGCAAUAUCUAGUUUUUCUGAGGUACCUGAACAGGAGCUAAAAUUGUACAGGGGAAAGAUUGUGCCUGAAGCUAUUCAAAGUCAACCUAUUUUUGUAGACCUCCAAGUGUUUUGGCUUUCAAUGGCAGAGAGAAUUCCAAAUAUCGCCAAGCUGGCCUUGAAUUGCAUAAAUAUUGUCUCAAAUUCUGCAGAUGCAGAGCAAAGUUUUACACUGUACAAUUUGAUCCUUUCUAGCAGAAGGAAAUCACUCAGUGAGAAAAACUUGAAGACUCUUUGUUUUCUGUACUAUAAUUUAAAUGAAAAUACUGGAUUGCACUGAAAUGCAGGACAAUGAUUAGCAAAACUUUAUGACUUUCAUAUAUGAAAGUCUGAGCAAUUUAAAAUGACAUUCUACUCUUUGUUGUUGUUGCUGUUUGGUGUUCUGUAAUGUAAUUUAAAUGAAAAUCCAGAAUUAUAACUGGAAUGCAGGGUAUUAGUUACCAAGUGUUCAUAACUUAACUUUCAGGUGUUUAGAAAAUGCUGAGUAGUUAUUGUGACUUUUUUUCUGUAUUGUAGUUUAAAUAAAUUACUAAAACAAUUGAAA